Molecule: messenger RNA, 7827 nt
Organism: Tympanuchus pallidicinctus (lesser prairie-chicken)
Lineage: Eukaryota; Metazoa; Chordata; Aves; Galliformes; Phasianidae
Gene: DOCK3
Product: dedicator of cytokinesis 3
Exons: 56
Coding region: 143-6457 (2104 amino acids)
Biological process (GO): small GTPase-mediated signal transduction
Cellular component (GO): plasma membrane; cytoplasm
Molecular function (GO): guanyl-nucleotide exchange factor activity; small GTPase binding
Source: RefSeq, a predicted model, not a curated record
GGCCGCGCUGCGGCGGCCGCGGAGCUGCGCCCCCGUUGAGGGAGGAGGAGGAGGGGCAGCCGCCCCCGUUCCAUGAGCGGCGCCCGCCCGCCCCGCUCUGCCCAGGGGACCCGCGGCCGGUGGCCGCCGCAGCGCCAGCAGCAUGUGGAGCCCGACCGAGGAGGAGAAAUACGGCGUGGUGAUAUGCAGCUUCCGAGGAGCUGUGCCGCAAGGCUUGGUCCUGGAGCUGGGGGAGACCGUGCAGAUCCUGGAGAAGUGUGAAGGGUGGUACAGAGGUGUUUCCAUUAAGAAGCCCAAUGUGAAGGGGAUUUUUCCUGCAAACUAUAUUCACUUGAAAAAGGCAGUUGUCAGUAACAGAGGGCAAUAUGAAACAGUUGUGCCACUUGAAGAUUCUGUUGUGACUGAGGUCACAGCAACACUACAGGAAUGGGCUGUGCUCUGGAAACAGCUGUAUGUGAAACAUAAGGUAGAUCUUUUCUACAAACUGCGCCAUGUGAUGAAUGAACUCAUUGACCUGCGCAGACAGCUGCUGUCAGGUCACUUGACGCAGGAUCAGGUGCGAGAGGUGAAGAGGCACCUCACAGUGAGACUGGACUGGGGCAAUGAACAUUUGGGCCUAGAUUUAGUUCCUCGAAAAGACUUCGAAGUUGUGGAUUCCGAUCAGAUCAGUGUGUCAGAUCUUUAUAAAAUGCAUUUGUCAAGUAGACACAGCGUCCAGCAAAGCACGUCACAGGUGGAUACAAUUCGCCAGCGUCACGGAGACGCUUGCCGUAUGCCAGUGCCUCAUCACUUCUUCCUCAGUCUGAAGAGUUUCACCUACAAUACAAUUGGAGAAGACACUGAUGUCUUUUUUUCUUUAUAUGAUGUUCGAGAAGGCAAGCAGAUCAGUGAGAGAUUUAUGGUGAGGUUAAAUAAGAACGGAGGCCCCAGGAAUCCAGAGAAGAUAGAUCGAAUGUGUGCGCUUUUCACAGAUCUCAGCAGCAAGGACAUGAAGAGAGAUUUGUACAUAGUUGCCCAUGUAAUUCGAAUAGGUCGCAUGUUGCUAAAUGACUCAAAAAAGGGGCCCCCACAUUUACACUAUCGCCGCCCCUAUGGCUGUGCAGUGUUGAGCAUCAUGGAUGUACUUCAGUCGAUCUCUGAAAUAAAAGAGGAGAAGGAUUUUGUUCUCAAAGUUUACACGUGUAACAAUGAAAAUGAAUGGUGUCAGAUCCAUGAAAACAUCAUUCGCAAGUCCAGCACCAAAUACACAGCACCCAGCUCCAACUAUGGACUUAUAAUAUCUCUUCAGCUUCUUCGUGGUGACAUGGAGCAGGUUCGGAGGGAAAACCCCAUGAUCUUUAACAGAGGUGUUUCUGUUACCAGAAAGCUGGGUUUCCCCGAUGUCAUAAUGCCAGAGAUGAAGAUAGUUGGGUGUGAUAUACGCAAUGACUUAUACCUGACACUGGAGAAGGGAGACUUUGAAAGAGGUGGGAAAAGCGUGCAGAAGAACAUUGAAGUGACCAUGUAUGUUCUGUACGCAGAUGGAGAAAUCUUGAAGGAUUGCAUCAGCCUGGGCUCAGGAGAGCCAAGCAGGAGUGCCUACCACUCUUUUGUCCUUUACCACAAUAACAGCCCUCGAUGGGGGGAAAUCAUCAAGCUGCCCAUCCCCAUUGACAGGUUUCGUGGGUCUCACCUCCGCUUUGAGUUCAGACAUUGCUCCACAAAAGACAAGGGAGAAAAGAAGCUCUUUGGGUUUGCAUUCACUCCAUUGAUGAGAGAUGAUGGCACUACCUUGUCGGAUGAUAUCCAUGAGCUUUAUGUUUAUAAGUGUGAUGAGAACAGCACGUUUAAUAACCACGCGCUCUAUCUGGGGCUGCCCUGCUGCAAAGAGGACUACAACGGCUGCCCCAAUAUUCCUUCCAGUCUCAUUUUCCAGCGCAGCACCAAAGAGUCCUUUUCUGUCUCCACGCAGCUUUCUUCUACCAAACUGACCCAGAAUGUGGAUUUGCUUGCCCUCCUGAAAUGGAAAGCUUACCCCGAUCGUGUGAUGGAUAUUCUAGGAAGGCUGAGACAUGUCAGUGGCGAGGAAAUUGUUAAGUUCCUUCAAGACAUUCUGGACACACUGUUUGUAGUUUUGGAUGACAACACCGAGAAGUAUGGCUUGCUGGUCUUUCAGUCUUUGGUGUUCAUCAUAAAUCUGCUGCGUGACAGCAAGUAUUUUCAUUUUCGACCUGUGAUGGACACUUACAUUCAGAAGCACUUUGCAGGAGCACUGGCUUAUAAAGAACUGAUCCGAUGUUUGAAGUGGUACAUGGACCGUUCAGCUGAGCUCGUACGCCAAGAUCACAUCCAGGAGGCAAUGAGAGCCUUGGAAUAUCUUUUCAAGUUCAUUGUCCAAUCUCGGAUCCUUUACUCCAGAGCUACGUGUGGAAUGGAGGAGGAGCAGUUCCGCUCCAGCAUCCAAGAGCUUUUCCAGUCCAUCAGAUUUGUGCUCAGCUUGGACAGCAGGAGUUCUGAGACUCUCAUCUUCACACAGGCUGCUUUGCUGAACUCCUUCCCCGCUAUCUUUGAUGAGCUGUUGCAGAUGUUCACUGUGCAGGAAGUAGCAGAGUUUGUGAGGGGCACUCUGGGCAGCAUGCCCAGUACUGUACACAUCGGGCAGUCAAUGGACGUCGUUAAGCUGCAGUCCAUUGCGCGUACUGUCGACAGCCGCCUGUUCUCCUUCUCAGAGUCCCGACGCAUCCUGCUUCCUGUGGUUCUUCACCACAUUCACCUUCACCUACGACAGCAGAAGGAACUUCUCAUCUGCUCUGGGAUUCUGAGUAGUAUCUUCUCCAUAAUCAAGACCAGCUCUUUGGAGGGAGAUGUCGUGGAGGAGGUUGAGAUGAUGGUGGAAAGCCUCCUGGAUGUGCUUUUACAAACUCUGCUAACAAUCAUGAGUAAAUCGCAGUCUCAGGAGGCGGUAAGAGGGCAGCGUUGCCCGCAGUGCACAGCAGAAAUCACUGGAGAAUACGUGUCCUGUCUUUUAUCUUUGCUUCGUCAGAUGUCAGACACUCAUUUCCAGCACUUGCUGGACAACUUCCAAAGCAAGGAUGAACUAAAGGAGUUCCUCCUGAAGAUUUUCUGUGUAUUUCGGAACCUCAUGAAAAUGAGUGUCUUUCCUCGAGACUGGAUGGUGAUGAGGUUGCUCACCAGCAAUAUCAUAGUUACAACAGUUCAGUACCUGUCUUCUGCACUGCACAAGAAUUUCACAGAAACGGACUUUGACUUUAAAGUGUGGAACUCUUAUUUCAGCCUGGCGGUGCUGUUCAUAAACCAGCCAAGCCUCCAACUAGAAAAUGCCACACCAGCUAAGAGAAAGAAGAUAAUAGAUAAAUAUGGUGAUAUGAGAGUGAUGAUGGCAUAUGAGCUCUUCAGCAUGUGGCAGAACUUAGGGGAGCAUAAGAUUCACUUUAUUCCGGGAAUGAUUGGCCCUUUUCUUGGUGUGACACUCGUCCCACAGCCAGAAGUCCGGAAUAUCAUGAUUCCCAUCUUCCAUGACAUGAUGGACUGGGAGCAGAGAAAGAAUGGCAACUUCAAACAGGUGGAAGCUGAGUUGAUCGAUAAGCUGGACAGCCUGGUAUCUGAAGGAAAAGGUGAUGAGAACUACAGAGAACUCUUCAGCCUGCUAACCCAGCUCUUUGGGCCUUAUCCCAGUUUGCUGGAGAAGAUUGAGCAGGAGACGUGGCGAGAGACUGGAAUCUCUUUUGUUACAUCGGUAACUCGCCUCAUGGAGCGCCUGCUGGACUACAGGGACUGUAUGAAAGGCGAUGAAACAGAGAACAAGAAAAUCGGUUGCACUGUUAACCUUAUGAAUUUCUAUAAAUCAGAAAUUAACAAGGAAGAGAUGUACAUCCGCUACAUCCACAAGCUGUGUGACAUGCACUUACAGGCUGAGAACUACACAGAGGCUGCAUUUACUUUGCUUUUGUACUGUGAGUUACUUCAGUGGGAGGACAGACCUCUGAGAGAGUUCCUGCAUUACCCAUCUCAGUCAGAGUGGCAACGUAAGGAAGGUCUGUGCCGUAAGAUUAUCCAUUACUUCAACAAAGGGAAGAGCUGGGAGUUUGGAAUCCCGCUGUGCAGAGAGCUGGCCAUGCAGUACGAAAGUCUCUACGACUACCAGAGCCUCAGCUGGAUUCGGAAAAUGGAAGCCACCUAUUAUGAUAAUAUCAUGGAACAGCAGCGCCUGGAACCGGAAUUCUUCAGAGUUGGUUUUUAUGGUCGAAAAUUCCCAUUCUUCCUGCGGAACAAAGAAUACGUGUGUCGGGGCCACGACUAUGAGAGGCUGGAAGCCUUUCAGCAGAGGAUGUUGAGCGAGUUCCCACAAGCCAUUGCAAUGCAGCAUCCGAACCACCCAGACGACUCUAUAUUACAGUGCGAUGCCCAGUAUUUACAGAUCUAUGCUGUGACUCCCAUCCCCGACAGCAUCGAUGUGCUGCAGAUGGACCGCGUCCCUGACCGAAUAAAGAGCUUCUACCGAGUCAAUAACAUCCGGAAGUUCCGCUAUGACAGGCCUUUCCACAAGGGCCCCAAGGACAAGGACAACGAGUUUAAGAGCUUGUGGAUUGAACGCACCACUCUGACCUUGACUCACAGCUUACCUGGGAUCUCCCGUUGGUUUGAAGUGGAAAGAAGAGAACUGGUUGAAGUAAGUCCUUUGGAAAAUGCCAUUCAGGUGGUUGAGAACAAAAAUCAGGAGUUAAGAACGCUGAUAAGCCAGUACCAGCAUAAACAAAUGCAUGGUAAUAUUAAUCUUCUCAGCAUGUGUCUGAAUGGAGUGAUUGAUGCAGCUGUGAAUGGGGGAAUUGCGAGAUACCAGGAGGCCUUUUUUGAUAAAGAUUAUAUCACAAAGCACCCUGGAGAUGCAGAGAAGAUCACACAGCUUAAGGAGCUCAUGCAGGAACAGGUGCAUGUCUUAGGAGUGGGGCUGGCAGUCCAUGAGAAAUUUGUCCAUCCAGAAAUGCGUCCUCUGCAUAAGAAACUGAUAGACCAGUUCCAGAUGAUGAGAUCCAGUUUGUACCACGAGUUGCCUGGUUUGGAUAAGCUGAGCCCAGCGUGUUCUGGCAGUAGUACACCUCGCAGCAAUAUUCUAGUUUCCCAUGGACCUAUGAGCCCAGAGAGCAUAAAGCUGCUUCAUCGACACAGCCCACUGAACUUACUUGGCUCAGUCCGACACUCAUCAUCCUCUUUGUCAUCCCACACCUCCAGCGAAACAGGGAACCUGGUUAUCCUAACAGACAGCUCAGUGGGGGAGGCUGCGGAGGAGAUGUACCACAUGCAGGCCAGCCCAUCCACCUCCAGCCUGAGCUCCACACACUCAGCACCAUCCCAGAUGAUUAACUCUGCUCCUUCCAGUGCGCGAGUGCUGGUGAAAGGUGGUGGAUUGACAACACUGGAGGCUGAAGCCCUCUAUUUACCCACAGAACAGAUACAGCAUGGGCGACAGCCGUGCAAGCUUCCCCACACUGCCCCUACCAAUGUGCCUCAUCUCUGUCCUGGAGGGACCACCUCUAGAGGCUCUCCCUCUCUACCAGAUAAGUACCGCCACACAAGGGAGCUGAUGAUGUUGUUGCCAACCCACCGGGACCGGCCCAGCAGUGCCAUGUACCCCGCAGCUAUCAUGGAAAACGGACAGCCUCCAAAUUUUCAGCGCGCCUUCAUGCAGCAAAUGAUUGGACCGUGCAAACCUUGCAGCGAUCCCAACCUCUCCGUGGCUGAGAAAGCUGUGCCAGCAGCGCCCAGUAGCUGGAGCCUAGACAGCGGAACCAGAGAGGCCCUGCCAUUCCUAUCUGUCCACGUUGGGAGCAUCUUGGCCCCACCAGUACCUCCCCGAAGCCUGCCCCAUGGACACUACUCACUGCACUUUGAUGCCUUCCAUCACCAGCUCAAUGAUGCUCCUCCGGCACUGCCUGCACGAACAUUGCGCAAGUCCCCUCUUCAUCCCAUCCCUGCAUCACCCACCAGUCCACAGUCUGGUCUAGAUGGAAGCAACUCCACUUUAUCCGGCAGUGCAAGCAGUGGCGUCUCCUCCUUGAGCGAGAGUAAUUUUGGACAUUCCUCCGAACCACCUCCUCGCACCGACACCAUGGAUUCUGUCCCCAGCCAGGCCUGGAACACUGACGAAGAUCUAGAGACACCCUACCUCCCUGUGAGGUACAGUCUCUCUGAGCCUGACGUCCUCGAGUCACUCAAAUCCCAGCCAUGCCGAAGCCACUCAGCUCCGUCAGGAGUCAUUCCUCAGGACACCCUGGACCCUCCUGCUCUACCCCCCAAACCUUACCACUCCCGGCUGCAAAACACAGAGAAUGAGGAAGGAAUGAUAAUUGAAGAUGACGACAAACACCGCCAGUUGCAUCGUAAAGUGUCCCAGCCUGUGAGUGGUGGAAAGGAAGAGCAGGCCAGGGUAGCAUGGGAGCACGGCAUCAGUGAGCAGUAGGAACAACUGCUGGUAAGCAGCUUGCGUUGUCAUUCCAGAUGUGACCAGAGCGCAGAGCUGAGGACUCGGAGAACAACAAGCUGACUUCUACUGCCACAAGCUUGGCUGGAGCCCGCAUACGCAACUGGGCCAGCAAGGGAGGUUGCUGCUUUCCUUUCAAGUUUCCUUUUACACCUUUCCGUUACGUUUUUUUAACUUUCUGUGCAAUGGAUGGUUAUUCCUUCUGCAGUUUCUUAACUGCACCGCAUGGCACACAAGCCAUAGAGACUUGCAGAAGCUGAAAAGUACAGUCUUAAGCGGAGGAGGAAGAAGAAGGAAAGGUGGAAAGCUGAUUUUGAAACUGGUUUCCUCUCAGCUCUGGGACACACUUGAGUAGAAGCAGUUGCACUAGGGACACAUUUUAUUGCUGUACAGAAAUGAAAGCUCAUUGCUGAAAUCAGGGAUUUUAUGAACUGUCAGUCUGGAAGGUGCAUGAGGAGCAGGCAGUGGAAAGAUGGCAAUUCUAAGAAGAUAUUGGCUCUUUUGAGAGCAAGAUUGUACAUAUCUGUGCAGUGAUCUCCCUGCAUUGGUUCAUAGGUGCUGAGGCAAUUAACCAGUGCUGAUGCACUGAUUUCCAAGAUACCAUUUCCAACAAACUCUGCCUCCUUUGUUUUUUAUGUACUGUUUGAUUUCUUAAAAUUUGCUUUCACUGGCUAAACCAACCUGCUUUCUCAUUGGAGUCAUGCUGUUCAUCUGUGUUACAGGAUGAGGGGGAGGUUAGUAGCCACUGGAGCUGUGACUUGAUUGUAGGCCUUUCCCAUGCCCAGCUUUGGGCAGGCUGUCAACACCAGCAUUUCUAUUCCAGUUAAAAGAAAAUAAAAAGUUCUUUAUGCCACAGCUGGUUGAUGACUCACCAGUAAAGAAAAAGUGGCUAAAUGCAUGACAUCUACUAUUCCUUGCCUCAGGGCUGAACAUCACAAUUCUCACUAACUUCCAUCACCCAGGAGCUGAGAUCCAUUACCCAAAACCGUCAUUCCUCAGCCCCCCUCCAAAAGUCACUGCAGCUGGCGUGGAGGAUGUCCAUCUCUCACAGUAGGCAGAUGCAAGAAAUGCUCAGUGUAGUAUGCGCCCUAGAGUCAGAAAUCUUAAAGGCAGCCUGUAAAGAAGGAACAUUUCUUUCCUCUUUUGCUCUUUAGAAAGUAUGAAGAAGUUGUAAGAGCUCCUUCUCUCUUUUUGAAGGUUUUGGUUCUUUUCUCUUCAUGUGGCGAUACAGCCCUCUCCCCCUAGCUUUUUUUAUGGUCAGGCUCCAGAAAGGGAUGAAGAAUUCAGUGCAGGUGGGAGAUCUAGAAAAAAAGAAAAAAGAAAAAAAAAAAUCAAACAAAAACAAGAAA